AUGCAACAAGGCCACAUGAUACCAAUGGUCGACAUUGCACGAAUACUAGCCCACCGUAACGGCACAGUUACAAUCAUCACAACUCCAGUUAACGCCACCCGUUUCAAGCCAGCCAUCGAUCGGGCAAUCCAAGCCAAGCUCAAGAUCCAUGUUAUCGAACUUCAACUUGCCUUAGCCGAAGUUGGUUUGCCUGAAGGAUGUGAAAAUUUCGACAUGAUUCCAUCGGUUGAUCUCUUUGUUAACAUUUGCAUCAUCUCGGACAACCAAUUUCCCUGGACGACUGAUAUAGCUCAUCGGUUCGGUAUUCCUAGACUUGUGUUUCAUGGACCGGGAUGCUUUACGUACUUGUGUUUACACAUUGUGAUGAAUACUAAUGUACUAAAUGAAAUCAGCUCUGAUUCGGAUUACUUUGUGUUGCCCGGGAUACCUGACCGGAUUGAGCUCACGAAGGCACAAGCAGGCGGUUGGGGGAAAAUUAGGGAGAUAGAAGGGAUGGAGGACUUCUUUGAACGAAUGAGUAUGGCCGAGGAAGGUGCGGAUGGGGUCGUGGUUAAUAGUUUCGAAGAGCUGGAGCCGAACUAUGUUAAACGGCUCGCAGAGGCGAAAGGUAAGAAGGUAUGGUGUAUCGGGCCGGUUUCACUGCAUAACAGAAGUUUUCUAGAUAUGGCAGAGAGAGGAAAGAAGGCCGGGAUCAAUGGGCAUGAUUUAUUGAAAUGGUUAGAUACGAAGGAUCCGCGAUCGGUGAUCUUUGUUUGUUUGGGAAGUAUGUCGAGUCUUAGCAACGAGCAGGUACUCGAGCUCGGGUUGGGAUUGGAGUUAUCAAGCAUACCGUUUAUUUGGUGUAUAAGAUCAACCACAGACGAGACGGACAUAUGGUUAUCGGGAUAUGAAGAAAGGGUAAAAGAUAGAGGCUUAAUUGUUCGCGGUUGGGCGCCACAAGUCUUGAUACUGUCCCACGAGGCGGUUGGUGGUUUUGUAUCUCAUUGUGGUUGGAACUCGACUCUUGAAGGGCUUUCAGCCGGGGUACCGAUGGUUACAUAUCCACAAUUUGCGGAUCAGUUUUUAAAUGAAAGACUUGUGGUAGAUGUGUUGAAAACAGGAGUGAGCAUUGGUAUGGAGGUUCCUGUUGCUAUUGGAGAGAAAGAUAAGUUUGGAGCGUUGGUGAAGAAAGAGAACAUCAAGACGGCGGUAGAAAGUGUAAUGAACGACGAAGGGGAGGGAAAGGCGAGAAGAGAGAGAGCUAGAGAGUUUGGGGAAAUGGCGAAGAAAGCAAUGGCGGAAGGGGGUUCUUCGUAUGUCAACACGACGUUGAUGAUGCAAGAUGUUAUUGAGGAAUUAGCCAAGAACACAAAACCGAUUCAAGAUGUAUUCUAGGCAUUCUAAUGUGUAGAUGGACUGAAUGUGACUAGGUCCAUUUUAAGAUUUUCAGGUGUGAUUGUUUACAAAUUUUUACUUUGAAUGCAACCUUUGAUUGAGUUCCAG
Helianthus annuus (common sunflower) is the source of this 1482-nucleotide messenger RNA. RefSeq names its product UDP-glycosyltransferase 73E1-like. Bases 1 to 1374 code for a protein of 457 amino acids. The transcript has 2 exons. Lineage: Eukaryota; Viridiplantae; Streptophyta; Magnoliopsida; Asterales; Asteraceae. Gene Ontology annotation, molecular function: UDP-glycosyltransferase activity. The record is from RefSeq and is a predicted model, not a curated record.